Molecule: messenger RNA, 3143 nt
Organism: Orussus abietinus
Lineage: Eukaryota; Metazoa; Arthropoda; Insecta; Hymenoptera; Orussidae
Product: RNA cytidine acetyltransferase
Exons: 17
Coding region: 79-3129 (1016 amino acids)
Biological process (GO): rRNA acetylation involved in maturation of SSU-rRNA
Cellular component (GO): 90S preribosome; nucleolus
Molecular function (GO): 18S rRNA cytidine N-acetyltransferase activity; ATP binding; tRNA binding
Source: RefSeq, a predicted model, not a curated record
UGCACUGGUGUUACUCGAGGUUAACCGGUAUCAGCGGCUAAAUAAUAAAUAAUUAAAGAGGAUUGUUUCAUUUUAAAAAUGGUUCGAAAGAAAUUAGACAAUCGCAUUCGCGUUUUAAUAGAGAAUGGAGUUGCCGAGGGACAUAGAACAUUGUUCAUUGUGAUCGGAGAUAAAGCAAGGGAUCAGGUUGUUUUACUUCAUCAUAUGUUAUCAAAAUCAGUUGUUAAAGUACGGCCAUCUGUGUUAUGGUGUUAUAAGAAAGAAUUAGGUUUUAGCAGUCAUCGCAAAAAGAAAAUGAAGUCCCUACAGCGGAAGGUCAAAUCGGGAAAGCUCAAUGUGAACGAAGACGAUCCAUUCGAGCUCUUUGUUGUUUCCACAAACAUUCGUUACUGUUACUACAACGAAACACAUAAGAUUUUGGGAAACACGUAUGGGAUGUGCGUUUUGCAGGACUUUGAGGCUCUGACUCCAAAUCUGUUGGCACGUACAAUUGAAACCGUCGAAGGCGGUGGCAUCAUUGUACUUCUUUUGCAGUCUGUCAGUUCCUUAAAACAGCUGUAUACACUCACUAUGGAUGUUCAUCAACGUUUUAGAACGGAAGCCCAUCAGAAUGUAGUAUGUCGUUUCAAUGAGAGAUUCCUAUUAUCCGUUGCUUCAUGCAAACGCUGCUUAGUAGUGGACGAUCAAUUGAACGUUCUGCCCCUAUCGUCGCAUAACCUAAAGAUUGAACCUGUGGGGAAGUCGGUAUCAUCAAAUGAUGAAACUAAAUUAAACGAGCUGAAGGAGAGUCUACAAGACACACAGCCAAUUUCUGCACUCAUCGGAUGCUGCAAGACGGUUGACCAGGCAAAGGCGCUGCUUAAAUUCAUCGAAACAAUUUCGGAGAAAACGCUGCGAUCGACUGUGUCUCUAACUGCAGCAAGAGGUCGAGGGAAAUCAGCAACGUUAGGUUUGGCUAUUGCAGGAGCGGUGGCCUUUGGCUACUCAAAUAUUUACAUUUCAAGCCCAAGCCCGGAGAAUUUAAAGACACUGUUCGAAUUUAUUCUCAAAGGUUUCGAUGUGUUGGAAUAUCAGGAACACAUCGACUAUGGUUUGGUGCAGUCGACAAACCCAGAGUUCAAUAAAGCCACAGUUCGAAUAAAUAUUUUUAGAGACCAUCGGCAGACAAUUCAGUAUAUUCAUCCAACCGAUGUGAAUAAAUUAUCUCAAGCUGAACUAUUGGUCAUCGAUGAAGCAGCUGCGAUACCCUUGCCAUAUGUUAAAGCGAUGCUGGGCCCCUAUCUAGUCUUUCUUUCGUCGACCAUCAAUGGAUACGAAGGGACUGGGCGUUCCCUGUCGUUGAAGUUGCUGCAAGAAUUGAGAACUCAGACCGUUACUCCAAAUAGUCAUAAGAAAACGGAGAAAGAGAGUAACGAAGGACCUGUGGGUAGACAAUUGCACGAAUUAACCCUGGAAGAGUCGAUUCGUUACAAGCCAGGAGACUCCGUUGAACAGUGGCUCACCGAGUUGCUUUGUUUAGAUGCCACAAUACAUGCACCGAUACUUUCAGGAUGUCCACCGCCUGACACCUGUCAACUGUAUUAUAUAAAUAGAGAUACCCUGUUCUCGUAUCACAAGGCUUCGGAGCUGUUCCUACAAAGGCUCGUAGCAUUGUACGUAGCGUCGCAUUACAAGAACAGUCCGAAUGAUCUACAAAUGAUGUCCGAUGCUCCGGCACAUCACUUGUUCUGCCUUUUGGGUCCAGUUAGUGCCGAAAGAAAAUCGCUACCAGAGAUAUUAGUUGUGAUACAAGUCUGCUUGGAAGGAGAAAUCAGUAAAAAUAGUAUCACAGAUGGAUUGGAAAGAGGACGCAGAGCUGCGGGAGAUCUUGUACCUUGGACCAUGGCGCAGCAAUAUCAAGACCAAGACUUCCCAGCACUGGCCGGAGCAAGAAUAGUCAGAAUUGCCACACAUCCUGAUUACUACGGAAUGGGAUAUGGUUCUCGGGCCUUGGAACUCCUAAAGCAGUAUUAUGAAAUGAAAAUACCUAAUAUCGAUGAGAAAGCAGAAACAGAUAUGGCGACAGGAAUAGCAAAGGUCCAUGACGAAGAGAUUAACCUUUUGGAGGAGACCAUUGAGCCUCGAUCGUCCCUUCCACCCUUGCUAAUGAAACUAAGCGAAAGGCGACCAGAACGUUUGGACUAUAUCGGGGUGUCUUUUGGACUGACGGAGCAACUUUUGAAGUUUUGGAAGCGAGCUCGCUUUGUGAUGGUUUAUCUAAGGCAAACGGUAAACGACAUAACGGGGGAAUAUUCUUGCAUAAUGAUAUGCAAAAUAAAUGCUGACGUAGAGAAUGACGCCGAAUGGUUGAAGGCUUACUGGGAAGACUUUAGACGUAGAUUUAUAUCGCUGCUCUCAUAUUCUUUUAACAAAUUCUCCCCGUCUUUGGCUCUAAGCAUUUUGUCAAAUAAAGCUGUCUCAGGAAGUACUUCGGUCCUGACGAAAGAGGUGUUGGAUGUGUACUUUACGAAGUACGAUUUAAAACGCCUGGAGAUUUACAGCAAUAACAUGGCAGAUUAUCAUUUAAUCAUGGAUUUGCUGCCUACGUUGGCACGUUUGUACUUCUUGAACCUCAUGGGUGACACGCACUUCUCACCUGUACAAUGUACAAUCCUAUUGGGACUCGGUCUUCAACACAAGACGAUAAACCAGCUCUCGGAGAACUUGGGUCUACCUGCUUCGCAGCUUUUGGGCUUGUUCAAUCGUGUGAUUAGAAAAGCGAUUAGUUACUUGAACGGAAUUGCAGAAAACUUUGUGGAGAAUACAAUGAUCAAUGUUAAAUCGAAUACGGAGAUGAAGGUCGACUCGGAGAGAGGAAGAGGCAUGCACGAAGAAUUGGAAGCUACGGCUAAGGAACUGAAAGCCAAGCAGAAGAAGGAGCUCGAGAGGCUGAAGAACGAGAAUCUAGAGCAAUAUGCAAUUAAGGGUACCGAAGCUGAAUGGGAUAGUGUCCUUUCGGGGAAAAGCAACAAAUCUUUAAUCUCCGUGAAAAGCGGCGAGAAGAGGCCAACUACUGAUGGUAAUUCCUUGGAUUUUGAAAAGAAAACGACAAAAGGUAAACGGAAAAAAUUCCACUCUAAGGAACGCUGAUUUGUACAUUGAAU